Messenger RNA from Solanum verrucosum, 1902 nucleotides. Its product is annotated as CBL-interacting serine/threonine-protein kinase 1-like. The record is from RefSeq and is a predicted model, not a curated record. Gene Ontology annotation, molecular function: ATP binding; protein kinase activity. The transcript has 12 exons. NCBI's taxonomy places the organism in Eukaryota, Viridiplantae, Streptophyta, Magnoliopsida, Solanales, Solanaceae. Gene Ontology annotation, biological process: protein phosphorylation; signal transduction. Bases 112 to 1482 code for a protein of 456 amino acids.
UCAUUCAUACUAACACCAAAAAAAAAAUUCUCAGUUGAAUUCUUCCAGUUUUGCUUGAAACUUCAAACUAUUAUACCCAUUAUUACUGUUUUUUUUUCUUCAUUUUUGGGUAUGGUGUUGGUACAACAGGAAGACGAAAUAAGGGUGGGUGGAGGGAAGAAGGGAAUGAGAUUAGGGAAAUAUGAAGUAGGGAAGACACUUGGUGAAGGAAAUUUUGGUAAAGUGAAGUAUGCUAGACAUGUAGAGACUGGUCAAUCUUUCGCCAUUAAAAUUUUGGAGAAGAGUCGGAUCCUUGACCUCAGGUCUACUGAUCAGAUUAAGAGGGAGAUUGGAACUUUAAAACUCCUCAAACAUCCUAACGUCGUCCGAUUAUACGAGGUCUUAGCGAGCAAAAGCAAGAUUUACAUGGUGCUAGAAUACGUGAAUGGGGGUGAAUUAUUCGACAGAAUCGUUUCCAAAGGAAAACUCUCAGAGGCCCAAGGUAGGAAGCUCUUCCAACAAUUGGUUGAUGGCGUUAGUUACUGUCACGACAAAGGUGUCUUCCACAGAGACCUCAAGCUAGAAAACGUCCUCAUUGAUUUGAGGGGAAACAUAAAAAUAACGGACUUUGGGCUCAGUGCGUUACCCCAACACUUUAGGGAUGAUGGAUUGUUGCAUACCACUUGUGGUAGUCCAAACUAUGUCGCUCCAGAAAUUCUUUCUAACAGAGGAUAUGAUGGCGCGGCAUCUGAUACCUGGUCAUGUGGUGUUAUCUUAUAUGUCAUUCUCACUGGUUAUUUACCCUUUGAUGAUAGAAAUCUUGCCGUACUUUAUCAAAAGAUACUUAAGGGGGAAGUUCAUAUACCAAAAUGGCUAUCUGCAGGAGCAAAGAACCUCAUAAAGAGGAUUCUUGAUCCCAACCCGCAUACUCGUAUAACAAUGGCACAAAUCAAAGAAGAUGCAUGGUUCAAACAAGACUAUACACCUGUAAAUACUGAUGAAGAAGAUUUGGAAAGUGAUGAUCAUGCUUCUACAGAUGAUCACGUCUUCACCGUGCAUGAAACACCACUUGAUGCUCAAAGAGAUCCCGAAUCGCCUUGCCUUAUCAAUGCCUUUGAGCUUAUAGGAAUGUCGUCAUGUCUGGAUCUUUCUGGAUUUUUUGAGAAAGAGGAUGUUUCCGAGAGGAAGAUCAGAUUCACAUCCAGUCUCUCUCCAAAACAGUUGUUGGAGAGGAUCGAGAAUAUGGUGACACAGAUGGGAUUUCAUGUCCAGAAAAGACACGGAAGGUUGAAAGUGAUGCAAGAGCAGAAAGGCCACAAAAGCCCAACUAGUCUGUUGGUAGUCGCAGAGGUCUUCGAGAUUAGCCCAUCCUUGUAUGUUGUAGAAUUACAAAAGUCUUCAGGGGAUUCAACAGUAUAUAGACAGUUGUGUAAUAGGUUAUCGAAUGAUUUGGGAGUCCACCGAAGUGAGGAGCUCCUACCUACUGUUUGUUGUGAUAGCUAGACCAUUUGCAGCGGUGACUGGAUACAUUCUUUCGUUCUUUUUGUUCCAUUUCUCCUGCUCUUGUUGAGUAGUAGGAGGAGUUGUGAGCAGUAAGCACACCCUUCAAGUUGGUUGGUUGAUUCAUCAGUUUCACGAGCAAUAACGUGAGGUUUAAGUGUAUAGUAAAGAACAUGGCGGAAUUCGCCUUAUAAGUUAGUACAUUCAAGUAAAUCUGUAUCUUGUAGUAUCUAUUAUUUAGUCUCUAGGCAAAUGUCUUCUUUGGAACAUGGCUAUAGUGGCCUUGUUGAUAAGUAAAUUCAGCAAAAUUUGUAUUCUGUAGUAUCAAUUAUUUGGAGCUUGGUCUUUACAAGGACUUUGAAAGUCUCCAAGCAAAGAUGUCCUUUUUUGAAAAAAAGAAAUAAUGCUUCAUGCAGCUUUAUG